Ailuropoda melanoleuca (giant panda) is the source of this 795-nucleotide messenger RNA. Its product is annotated as basic proline-rich protein-like. The coding region runs from base 1 to 795 and encodes 264 amino acids. Lineage: Eukaryota; Metazoa; Chordata; Mammalia; Carnivora; Ursidae. The transcript has a single exon. The record is from RefSeq and is a predicted model, not a curated record.
AUGGAAUUGCCCCGCGGUAAUCUUCCUCCCCCGCGGUGUGAGCAGCCUUUCCCGCAAGCCAUCUACUCCAAUUGGAGUCUUCUGGUACCGACUCCCCAGCUCUUUCCACCACGCCCAGGCCACUGGGAGAGGUGGCAAACUUCCGACAGCCGCAGACCCCACCCUGGCCUCCCCUGCGCUCUUCAGCCUGCGGAUGGGGCCUCCGCGAGGCCGGCGUGGGAGUGGGAGUGGGAGGGUCCCGACGCGCGGCCGGGCACGGGGCUCGGGGCGGGCGAGCACGCGCCGCGGGGCCGGGAAGCGCGCGGCUCUCCCCCGCGCAGGGAGGGCCGCGGACCCGGCGCGGCUCCACACGUGGCCCGGAAUCGCCGCGCUCUCUUCAGGAAUAGCCCCAGGGGCCAAGGAGGCCGCCGCCAGACCCGGUCAGGCUCCCAUCUCCCUCCAUCCUGGCUGCCAGGCGCGGCUCCCACGUUAACCCUCUCGGGCCCGGCCCGGCCUGCCGCCGCUGCCACCCCCUGCGCGCUCCACCUCGGCCGGCAGUUAGGGCGCCCCAAGCGCCGGCGGACGGCCGGGGGCGGCCGCAGGGGGCAGAGCCUCCCAAACCGCUUCCCCCGCGCCUCCUGGCCGCACGCCCACCCUCCCUCGGGGAUCGCAGGGACCCGCCCCUCCCGCGCACCGCCCGAGCCUGCCUCCCGGGCCGCCCCCAGCCCCGCGUGGCCUCCGAGGCGUGGGCUCGGUGAGCGCCGGGCUGAGGCCCCUAGAAUACCUGCUCCUCCGGCGCGCCUGGGGUUCAACUAG